GUUUUUUGACGGUUCGGACGGUCGCAGUUCUGAUCUUUAAGAAUGCUGCUCUGUUCGACAGCAGAAGCAACUGCGACUGCAUUCGUGAUUGGAUCAAAGUUCCCGACCUCGUCCAAUCAGCGCGCCCCACUGCGAACCGUCUGCAUCCUCUCGACCAAUCAGAUCCCGGAGCGCUGCCGGGGCCGAGGAAGGCUCCGCUCCUCUUCACGGUGUCUUCUCACUUUCAACCGAGUGUCAACAAACAGCAGCAUCAUUUACUCCAAACUGGCAGUCGAACGCGGCAGCGCUGGAGAACCGGACCAAAGCUACCGGAAGAGGCUUCUUUAACGACCCACCCGAACCGCAGCUCCUCACCUUAAAAGGUGAAACUGGACUCCGCAGAGGGACCCGGCUGUCCCGGGACACUGCUGUCUAGCCUGGCUACCCGAGGGUAACUUCCAGAGAGCUGUUUCUCCUGGCGCUGCAGGUCGGUGCUGCUGGAGCGGGCUGUGCGCGCGGCGGCGGCGGCGGGGCGGAGGCGGGAUGACUGCCUUAGCGGGGUCAGUACCCAGGAUGAUGCGACCCACGCUGGCCCAGAACUACCCCCGCAGCGGCUUCCCCCUGGAAGUGUCCACCCCGCUGGGUCAAGGCCGAGUCAACCAGCUCGGAGGAGUUUUCAUCAACGGCAGACCUUUGCCUAACCAUAUCCGACACAAAAUUGUGGAGAUGGCCCACCACGGGAUCCGGCCGUGCGUCAUUUCCCGACAGCUCCGGGUUUCCCAUGGUUGCGUGUCCAAAAUCCUGUGCCGGUACCAGGAGACGGGUUCUAUCCGACCCGGAGCCAUCGGAGGCAGCAAACCCAAGCAGGGAACCCCACCGGACGUGGAGCGGAGAAUAGAAGAGUACAAGCAGGAACACCCGGGUAUGUUUAGCUGGGAGAUUCGGGAUAAAUUACUGAAGGAUGGGAUGUGUGACCGCAACAACGUUCCUUCAGUGAGCUCCAUCAGUCGCAUGAUGCGGAGUAAGUUUGGGGGGAAAGGCGAUGAUGAGGAAGAUGAAGAGGAGAUGGAGAAGAAAGAGCAGGAGGACAGCGAGCGGAGGACCAAACACAGCAUCGAAGGGAUCCUAGGAGACAGAUCCAGCCAUUCAGAUGAUGGUUCGGAUGUGGAGUCAGAACCAGAUCUGCCCCUGAAGAGAAAGCAGCGGCGCAGUCGGACCACCUUUACGGCGGAGCAGCUGGACGAGCUGGAGAGGGCCUUUGAGAGGACACACUAUCCUGACAUCUACACCAGGGAGGAGCUGGCUCAGAGGGCCAAGCUCACUGAAGCCAGGGUGCAGGUUUGGUUUAGCAACAGAAGAGCGAGAUGGAGGAAGCAAGCAGGAGCCAAUCAAAUGAUGGCAUUCAACCACCUGAUCCCAGGAGGUUUCCCAGCCUCAGCCAUGUCCAGCAUCCCACCCUACCAGCUCUCUGACAGCACCUACUCAACCUCAUCCAUUGCACAAGUGUCGGAGCCACCCAGCACAGUGCACCGUCCCCAACCUCUGCCCCCCUCCUCCAGCCACCAGGCCUCUGCUGGUGGAGGUCAGGGAGAAGGAGCCUCUGCUUACUGCCUCUCUUCUGGACGCCACUCCUUCUCAGGUUAUUCAGACAGCUUUGUGAGCCCUGGAGGACCAACCAAUCCCAUCAACCCUGCUAUAGGAAAUGGACUUUCUCCACAGGUGAUGGGUCUCCUGAACCACGGUGGGGUUCCACAUCAACCCCAAAGCGAUUACGCCAUCUCCCCCCUGACGGGCGGCCUGGAACCCCCCGCUGGCAUGGCUGCCAGCUGCAGUCAGCGUAUGGACCACAUCAAGGGCUUGGAGGGUCUCACCAGUGUACCGUCCAUGUCGGCUCUACCCUCCCUGCCCAGCUCGCAGUCUUACUGCCCCCCGUCGUACGGCUCGCAGGGCUACACCGUAGACCAUGUGGCGUCCUACCAGUACAGCCAGUACGCACAAAGUAAGGUGCCCUUCCUUAUCUGAGGCCUGAAAUCACCUGACCAGCAGCUCCGCUCUUCACAAAGGGACGUGUGUUUGCAUGCUGACGUAAAAAGCCAUCAUGUCUGGACCAAAUUUCGGCGUGGUGGAUCAGCACACAACCUCUGCCGCAGGAUAAAAAAAAAUACAAGGGAUCACAAGAAGGAAAAAGAGGAGCAAGAACUACAAAUUGACUGUGAAUGUUGCUGUUAGUUUUGUAAAUGAGAUUCCAGCGCUUACUGAGCUCAUCUUUGGGGCGUGACCAUCUACUGUGCCACAAAGAGGCACUUUCCCCAGUGACCCCAAAGCGGCUCUGCUUUGCAAAGACAAUAAACCCAAACCUGUCGCCCCAUAGGAGAGCCGACAGUGAUGUGUUUACAUGUGGAAACACCACAGUAAAUUCCGGAUAACUUCAGCAUCAUUCCAGACUGAAGACAAACAAAAAAAGGGCUUUUUGUUGCUUCAUGACUUUUAUUUAAGACUCCAACGUUCCACACAUGAGGAGAAAUUCCAGAAAGAAGGAAAACAAACGUAAGCUGAUGAGUCUGCAGCUUUUAUUGUGUCUAAUGUACACCCCAGCUGUUCUGUAGAGAGGGAUCAUCCAAACAUUCUUCCCCCUUCAGGCUAUGCUCCAGCCUCUCGGCCCUUUUGGCUCAUUCAUGUCCCGGACGGUGAGGCAAAGAUCCCAGCCUUUUGUGGCUCUUCGGGCAGCUCAGAGGAGGUCAAAGGCUGCCUUUAGGGAGAGUGACAGAUGAGAGAACAGCAGUGGAGGGCGGCGAGGAAGAGGGGGGGACAAGCAAGAUUAAUCACAACAUGAAAAAAAGUCUUUAAAGGUCUUCUCGGCUAGAAGAAGCCAACGGGUCACAAGUCACGACUGAGAGACACUUGAGAUCCAAGAGGAGGUCAAAGACUGCCCAGUUGCCCACCUGAGCAGAAGUGCAAUAUCACCGUCAACAAAAGAAAUCCUCAGAAAAAGAAAUUAAAACAAACAUUCCUCUGAAUAUUUACAAAAGAGGAAAAACAACAACCUUCACAUCCCAUGAGAAAGUAGAAGCCAGGAAACCUCCACCAGGAGAACAGAAUACAAAGACAGAAUAAUAAAUCCAAUUCUGACUUUGUCCUCUUUUUGGGACUUUUUAUUUACAGGAGAUCUGUGGGGGUGGGGGUGCGGGGGUUCUGUUGUAUUCAUGUGUGCCGUCACACCAUGUCUGUAUGGGUGUUCUUACAAUUACACUUCAUCUGUGGGGGUGUUCCUGCUGUUAGAUUGCAUCUGUGGGAGAGUUCCUACAGUUAGAUUACAUCUGUGCAGGUUUUACUGAUGUUAUGUUGCAUCUGUGGGGCUGUUCCUAACUGUUACACUGCGUCUGUGGGGGUGUUUCUAUUGUUACACGCAUCUGUAGGGGUGUUUCUGCCAUAACACUGCAUCUACAGGGGUGUUCCCACCGUUACACUGCAUCUGUAGGGGUGUUUCUACCAUUGCACCGCAUCUGUAAGGGUAGUCCCAUUGUUAAACGAAUUUGUAGGGGUGUUUUUUUCAUAACACCACAUGUAAAGGGGUGUUCCUCCCGUUACAGUGUGUCUGUGGGGUUGUUCCUACCAUUACACCAAGUCUAUGGGAGCGUUUCUAUUGUUUCACGCAUCUGUGGGGUUGUUCGUACCACGAAAUUGUGUUUGUGGGGGUGUUCCAAUUGUUACACCGGGUCUUUGGGGGUUUCCUACCAGUUGACUGCAUCUGUUUGGGUGCUCCUACAUUACAUUGUGUCUGUGUUCUUACCAUUACACUGCGUCAUUGGGGGUGUUCCUCCUGCUACACCAAAUUUAUGAGGGUGUCCAUUGCAUCUAUGGGGAUUUAUCUAACCAAUUUUGUUAGGAGUGUCCCUACUGUGACACUUUUUUACAGCUGGGCGACAGCAUGCAGAAAGAAUUCACCCAUCAGCCAGGGGUUGGUCUCCUCCCUCCAUUUCCCUGAUAUAUUUUUUGUAUUCUUUGAAGAAGCGACGUGACGUAACGUCAUGUGUAUACGCGCAUUAUCAUUGCUAUUUAUGAUCUAAUAAAAGCUCUUAAAACGUU
Oryzias latipes (Japanese medaka) is the source of this 4065-nucleotide messenger RNA. Lineage: Eukaryota; Metazoa; Chordata; Actinopteri; Beloniformes; Adrianichthyidae. The record is from RefSeq and is a predicted model, not a curated record.